Molecule: messenger RNA, 708 nt
Organism: Adineta steineri
Lineage: Eukaryota; Metazoa; Rotifera; Eurotatoria; Adinetida; Adinetidae
Source: the annotation of a GenBank genome assembly
AUGAAUCAUCUGAUCGGCCCUGAUACUGAUCUUAACACAGUCAAGGGACCAUUUGAUUUCUGUCCGGUAAAUAUCGAAAUUCGACUGUUUCAAGACGGUCAGAGAUCGUCAUAUGUGAUCACAUCGAUUAAUGGUCAAUCACUUGGAACAGAACAUUUGCAGGGGAUACGUAGUCCUAUUGUGCGUAUUAACUUUCCGGAUGGAGCCAUACGUCAUGCAGCUAAAAUUCCUGAUAAUGCAACUCAUUUUUGUUGGCUCAAUUCAGUGGAUAUUGCCCAAAGUGAUAUUGCAAAGAAUGCGAGUAAGAAUGAGAUGGCGAUGCUUCUUCAUGGUGGACUGGCUUAUUUCAAUCAAGAUGGAUCGCAUACUUAUAAUCUGAUCCAAAUCAAUCGGUUUCGACUUAUUGAGACUGGUUGUUUAUGGCUUAAAGGACCAAAGCCGUGGAGGAGUGAAUAUACGCAAAGUUUGAGGAGUGAGGGUCGACUCGCGUCUGUCCAACAUACGCACCUUUGGGAUAAAGGUGUACGAUAUGUAGCCUUUCUCAAUUCUAGCGAAGAAUUUAUGAAUGCGAACGAUACGAACCCUCCAUACAUCGCAACAGAAUAUUGGGCCUUCUUAUAUUUAUUUAACGAUGAUACAACACCAAACGAAAGAGAUUGCUUUUACGAAGUUUCUCCAGUUCCAUUUGGGGAACAACCGACCGAAUAA